AUGGAGAUAUCACUGAAACUCGCCGCCCUACUCAUAUCCCUCCUCACCCUCUCCCUACCCGCGACCGCAGCCGGUGCUGGCAUCUCACAAUGCCACCCCUCCAAGUUCACAUUCCCCCCUCUCCCCGGCGCAUCCCACGUCCGCACCACGGCCGCCGUCGUGCGGGACUACACCGGACACCCGGGCUGGAUGCCCGACGCGGCCGUCUCCGUCCCCCCGUCCGGCGUGGCGCCGUUCUGCAACGUCACGGUCUCGUACGUCCACCCGGGGUAUGACUUUGUUGUCAGUGUGCACGUCUGGCUCCCGCUGGACCGGCAGGCGUGGAACGGGAGGUUGCUGGGCGUUGGAGGGGGCGGGUUUGUGGCGGGGGACGUUGAUGGGGAUUUCAUGGCUGCUGGGGUACAGGAAGGGUGUGAUGACGAUGGGGAGUGUGAAGGGGAGCCGUUUGAGGUUGCGGAAGACUGGAUUAAGUACUUCGUCAAGAAGGAUCCCGAGUUUGACGUGGGGAAUAUGACGAUGGAGGAGUUUCGAGAUGUGUUUAGGCAGGGCGUGGAGGAGUUCACGUCGACGAUUGGGACGUCGCACGAUUUGAGGAGGUUCAGGCAGCGCGGGGGGAAGAUGUUGAUGUGGCAUGGGAUGGCGGACCAGACGGUGAUGGUGCUGGCGGCGAGGGCGUUCUACGAACGGGCGAAGAAGCUUGAGCAGAGUCGCGGAGUUGAGAUUGAGCAAUACUGGAGGUAUUUCGAGGUUCCAGGGAUGAGCCAUUGUAGUCCGCUCUACGGCGGGCCGUAUCCGUGGGAUGCGAUGGAGAGGUUGCGGAAGUGGGUUGAGGAGGGAGUUCCGCCGCAAGAUCUCGAGGCGAGGACGAUCGAGGAGGAGGACGGGAGGAAAGUGUUUGGGAAGGAGGUUAGGAGGGUUUGUAUGUUUCCGAGGGAGGGCGUGUGGGAUGGAAGUGAGUGGCAGUGUCUUUUGCCUGGUGAGAAGCUGGAUGAGAAGAGAGAGGAGCUUUAA
Messenger RNA from Colletotrichum aenigma, 1011 nucleotides. RefSeq names its product putative feruloyl esterase. Bases 1 to 1011 code for a protein of 336 amino acids. NCBI's taxonomy places the organism in Eukaryota, Fungi, Ascomycota, Sordariomycetes, Glomerellales, Glomerellaceae. The record is from RefSeq and is a predicted model, not a curated record. The transcript is spliced from 2 exons.